This is a messenger RNA of Varanus komodoensis (Komodo dragon), 2178 nucleotides long. Its product is annotated as E3 ubiquitin-protein ligase TRIM39-like. The transcript is spliced from 11 exons. The coding region runs from base 61 to 2178 and encodes 705 amino acids. The record is from RefSeq and is a predicted model, not a curated record. NCBI's taxonomy places the organism in Eukaryota, Metazoa, Chordata, Lepidosauria, Squamata, Varanidae. Gene Ontology annotation, molecular function: zinc ion binding; protein binding.
ACAGGAAGGAAACUCCCACUUUCUGAUCUGUGGAAAGUGAAACCGCUGUGUGCAGAAGCCAUGGCUGACACCCCCGAGAGCACCGUCCGGGCUCUCUGCGAGGAAUCCACUUGCCCCAUCUGCCUGGAUUAUUUCAGGGAUCCCGUGAUCAUUACAGAAUGUGGGCACAAUUUCUGCCGAGCCUGCCUGAGCCAGAGCGGGGGGGAAUCAGACACAGAGGCCUCCUGCCCCCACUGCAGGGGGACCUUCCAGAACAGCAACCUCCAGCCCAAUCGGCACCUGGCCAGGAUUGUGGAAAUCGCCAGAAAAUUAAGGGAGCAGGCUGUCAAAGGGGCUGAAGGGAAGGUGCAACUCUGUGAGAAGCACCAGGAGCCCCUGAAACUCUUCUGCAAGGACCACAAAGCCCCCAUCUGCCUGGUGUGUGACAAAGCGAAGGAGCAUGAAGGUCACAAGGUGGUUCCCCUGGAGGAGGCGUCCCAGGAGUACCAGGAUGUGAGAAGCACCUUGCAGAGGAGUGAGAAGGAGCCCUGUGAGAUCCCAGCGGCUUUCCCUCUGGAGCUGAAACGGAGGAUCUGGUACUUCUCUGAUAGAAAGCCUGAUCUGGAGGGAUGGAGGAAGCAAUUUCCUGGAGUCAUGAAUUAUUCAGAAGGGCUCCAAACCAAAAGGAUUCCAGGGGGAAAGGACGACCUGCUGAGCUUCAAGGAGGGCAUUGCUUCUUGGCAGCUGCUGGAAGCCAUGGCUGCCACCAGCGGGAGCACCAUCCAGCUUCUCUGCGAGGAAUCCUCUUGCUCCAUCUGCCUGGACUAUUUCAGGGAUCCUGUGAUCAUUACCGAGUGUGGGCACAAUUUCUGCCAGGCCUGCCUGAACGAGAGCAGGGGGGAAUCAGACACGGAGGCCUCCUGCCCCCAGUGCAGGGGGACCUUCCAGAAGAGGAACCUCCGGCCCAAUUGGCAGCUGGCCAACUUUGUGGAAAUCGCCAGGAAAUUAGGGGAGAAGGGGGUCAAGGAGGCCGAAGGGAAGGGGCGAGUCUGUGAGAAGCACCAGGAGCCCCUGAAGCUCUUCUGCAGGGACCACAAAGCCCCCAUCUGCCUGGUGUGUGACAGAUCUGAGGAGCACGAAGGCCACCAGGUGGUUCCCCUGGAGGAGGCAUCCCAGGAGUACCAGGAUCUGCUCUAUCGUCACCUGGAGAGUCUGAGGAAAGAGAGAGGAAGUAUUUUGGCAUGUAAAGCAGAGGCAGAAUGGGAAAAGCAGAAGCUGCUUGAACAAAUGAUGGCAGAGCGGGAGGACAUGGUGGCUCAGUUCAGGCGACUGCAUCAGUUCCUGGAAGAGCAAGAGAAGCGUCACCUGGCCCAGGUGGACGAGCUGCAGGAGGAGAUUGCCAGGAAAGCGGAGGACCACCUGGCCUGGCUUUCCAAGGAACUCUCUUCCCUUGAAGGCAUCAUGCGGGAGGUGGAGGAGAAAAGCCAGCAGCUGGCAGCUGAACUCCUGCAGGAUGUGAGAAGCACCUUGCAGAGGUGUGAGAAGGAGCCCUUUGAGAACCCAGUGGCUUUCCCUCCAGAGCUGAAGGAGAGGAUCUGGGACUUCUGGGAUAUAAAUCAUCUUUUGGAGGGAGUCCCAAGGCAAUUCAAAGGUGCCCUGCUCCAGGGAAUGCAGCCAAAGAAAGCCAAUGUGACUCUGGAUCCAGACACUGCUCACCCGAAACUCAUCCUGCCGGAGGAUCGGAAAAGUGUGAGGAUGGGAGAUCAGAGUGCAGAUCUGCCUGACAGUCCAAAGAGAUUCACUUACCAUCCAUUUGUGCUGGGAUGCGAGGGAUUCACAAGAGGCCGGCACUCCUGGGAAGUCCGUGUGGGGAGUCGGGAAGGCUGGGCCGUGGGGGUUGCCAGGGAGUCCGUGAGCAGGAAGAGCGAAGUCUCCUUCUCUCCCAAGGAGGGCUUCUGGGUUUUGCGGAAUUCCCGAGGUACAUACAAAGCUUGCAGCCAUGCCUAUUAUUCCCUGGCCAUGAGUGAAGAGCUGAAGACGCUCUGGGUGUCUCUGAACUGUGAUGCGGGCCGGGUGGCCUUUUAUGACGCUGAUAGAGGGACACUCCUCUACGCCUUCUCCAGGGAAUCAUUUGCCGGAGAGACCCUCUUCCCUUUCUUUUACGUUUAUGGGGAUGCCCUCCUCCAGAUCUGUUCUUAA